GUACCCGUACUCCCACCGGUUCCUCCACCGGUACCAGUGCCAGUACCUCCACUGGUGCCCCCAUCGGUACUUCCACCUCCACCAGUUCCUGUACCCCCACCUGCACCAGUACCUGUACCUCCACCAGUACCUCCACCGGUGCCCGUACCUCCACUGCCGCUUGUACCGUCGCCUUCACCGGUACCUCCACUGGUACCUGUGCCUCCACCUCCACCACUACUUGUACCUCCAUCGGUACCUCCAGUACCCGUGCCUCCACUGCCGCUUGUACCGUCGCCUCCACUAGUACCUCCACCAGUGCCAGUACUUCCACCGGUACCGCUACCGGAGCCAGUACCCCCACCUCCACUGGUACCCGUACCUCCACCGGUACCUCCACCGGCACCUCCACCGUUCCCAGUUGUUCCUUCCACAGUGUAG
Messenger RNA from Branchiostoma belcheri (Belcher's lancelet), 420 nucleotides. Its product is annotated as leucine-rich repeat extensin-like protein 3. The annotation marks the transcript as partial. The record is from RefSeq and is a predicted model, not a curated record. The transcript has a single exon. Lineage: Eukaryota; Metazoa; Chordata; Leptocardii; Amphioxiformes; Branchiostomatidae.